Messenger RNA from Coffea eugenioides, 1572 nucleotides. Its product is annotated as probable sodium/metabolite cotransporter BASS1, chloroplastic. Bases 150 to 1382 code for a protein of 410 amino acids. The transcript is spliced from 7 exons. NCBI's taxonomy places the organism in Eukaryota, Viridiplantae, Streptophyta, Magnoliopsida, Gentianales, Rubiaceae. Gene Ontology annotation, cellular component: membrane. The record is from RefSeq and is a predicted model, not a curated record.
CUUUACAGGUGGUCUUUGUUUUCAUUGUAACCUUAACAAGUCAGCAUGCCUCCCUGUGCUGUGUGAGUCCAGGAGGUCCACUGUCCACAAUCCAUAGUCCACUCUCCGAAGUCCAAACUACAGAUUCCAGAUUCGGGGUGGGGGUAAAUAUGCAAUCUUCAUUGUUCAUGAUUCAUGGAACAGCAAGAACCUGCUACCCAAAUUGUAGUAGAAUAGGUGGAAUAGCUGGGAGUCCCACUUCAAGAAAAAACACAUCUUUGAAUUUCUCCAAUCUCAAACUCGCUAAAUCUCAAGAAAACUAUCAAUUUACAAAACCCAUCUCACUAGUCCCAGCUAAACCCAAAAGGUCACUUCUUUGUGGCAAUUCUUCGAACGGUACUGUGAGUGCUGAUGAUGGUGGGAGUAGCAGCAUUGCAAGUAAUGCUAGCAGUGGCAGGAGUUGGAUCGAGGCUGUUGGGGAUGCUAUUUCUACUGCUUUUCCUUUGUGGGUUGCUAUAGGUUGUUUGCUGGGGCUGCUGAAGCCUAGUUCCUAUAAUUGGGUGCAGCCCAAAUGGACUAUCAUGGGGAUCACGCUAACUAUGCUUGGCAUGGGAAUGACUCUCACUUUUGAUGAUCUUAGAGGUGCUUUGGCUAUGCCUAAGGAGUUGUUCACUGGAUUUGUGCUCCAAUAUUCGAUAAUGCCACUAUCUGGAUUUUUUGUCAGCAAGCUCUUGAAUUUGCCAUCCCAUUAUGCGGCUGGCUUAAUUUUGGUUGGGUGUUGCCCUGGAGGAACGGCGAGCAAUAUUGUCACAUAUAUUGCACGCGGAAAUGUGGCCCUUUCAGUGUUAAUGACUGCUGCUAGCACCCUAUCUGCUGUGGUUAUGACCCCUGCUCUUACUGCAAAACUUGCAGGGCAAUAUGUUGCUGUAGAUGCACCUGGAUUAUUUAUGUCAACCUUGCAGGUUGUGCUUCUACCUGUUCUAGCUGGCGCGUUCCUUAAUCAGUAUUUCCAGAGCAUUGUUAAAAUUGUCUCUCCCUUAAUGCCACCCAUUGCAGUGUUAACUGUGGCAGUUCUGUGUGGAAAUGCAAUCGCACAGAGUUCUUCUACAAUCCUGAUGUCUGGUCAACAAGUGGUUUUAGCCACAGUUCUUCUUCAUGCAUCUGGAUUCUUCUUUGGCUAUGUGCUCUCAAGGAUGCUGGGCCUUGAUGUAUCUUCAUCUAGAACAAUUUCAAUUGAGGUUGGCAUGCAGAAUUCGGUGCUUGGAGUAGUUCUUGCCACUCAACACUUUGGAAAUCCUCUGACUGCAGUGCCAUGUGCAGUUUCCAGUGUGUGUCACUCGAUCUUUGGUAGUGCCUUAGCUGGAAUCUGGAGACAAUCUGUCCCUACGCAAGUGCAGAAUUAGUUCAUCACAAUUUGUAACUGGAUUAAGAAAAUGAAGAGAUUUAGCAUGAGAGAAUUGUUCAUCGAGACAGGUUUGACAGGCAAUCUAAAUUUUUUUUUUAUCUUACUUUGAAAAUGUAAAUUAUGUGCUUAAAACCAACUGUUACGUACGUACUGAUUAAAUGCUGGCACAUCAUUGACUACUUGGUUUC